AUGCAAGACAAGUGGUGGGAGGAAAAAGUCGAUGAAAUCCAAGACUUUGCCGAUUCCAACAAAUCAAAACAAUUCUUUAGCUCCAUCAAAGCGGUCUUUGGGCCCUCUAAAUCUGGUUUCACACCGUUGCUGGCCAGAGACGGCACCACACACAUCAAGGACAAGACUGGUAUCACCAACAGGUGGAGGGAGCAACAGCAACCUGAACUCACUGAACUGGAUGUAUCUUCUACCAUGGAUGAAAUUAGAAAAGCAAUAAAACAGAUGAGCUGUGGUAAAGCGCCCGGCAAGGAUGGAAUCCCAGCUGAAGUCUGCAAAGCGCUCAGCGACGAUGCUCUGUCUGCGUCUGCAUUUCACAGUGUGCUAGUCAGUAUUUGGGAGGAGGAAGAACUGCCUGCUGACCUCCGUGAUGCCACGAUAGUAGCUCUGUUAAACAAAAAGCAAAGGCCCAGGAGCUGA
Molecule: messenger RNA, 459 nt
Organism: Mercenaria mercenaria
Lineage: Eukaryota; Metazoa; Mollusca; Bivalvia; Venerida; Veneridae
Exons: 1
Coding region: 1-459 (152 amino acids)
Source: RefSeq, a predicted model, not a curated record